Urocitellus parryii (Arctic ground squirrel) is the source of this 4762-nucleotide messenger RNA. RefSeq names its product SH3 domain containing kinase binding protein 1 (gene Sh3kbp1). Gene Ontology annotation, biological process: actin filament organization; cell migration. The record is from RefSeq and is a predicted model, not a curated record. Gene Ontology annotation, molecular function: protein binding. Lineage: Eukaryota; Metazoa; Chordata; Mammalia; Rodentia; Sciuridae.
UUUUUUUUUUUUUUUUUUUCGCAAUUUCCACUCGCGGGGAGCAGGAAACCCGGCGCAGCCAGGCGCAGCGGGCCGCGAUGCAGCAGCAGCAGGAGUCGCCCCGGGGCAGCAGCGGCAGCAGCAGCAGAGGCAGCAGCAGCGGGCGGCGCUGAGCCGCCGCCGCCGCCACUGAGGAAGAAACCAGCCCAGUCGCCGUCGCGUUCCGACGCCCGCACCCGGAUCCAAGCGCCAGGAUCCCGGCGCCCCGACCCCAGCGCCCGCCUCCGCCAACUUUCACGCUGCCUCGGCGGCCCGGCCCGGCUCGGCGCCAAUGGUGGAGGCCAUAGUGGAGUUUGAUUACCAGGCCCAGCACGACGAUGAGCUGACAAUCAGCGUGGGUGAGGUCAUCACCAACAUCAGGAAGGAGGAUGGAGGCUGGUGGGAGGGACAGAUCAAUGGCAGGAGAGGUUUGUUCCCUGACAACUUUGUAAGAGAAAUAAAGAAAGAUAUGAAGAAAGACCCUCUCUCCAACAAAGCUCCGGAAAAGCCCAUGCACGAUGUGUCCAGUGGAAACUCUUUGCUGUCUUCUGAAACAAUUUUAAGAACCAAUAAGCGAGGGGAGCGACGGAGGCGCCGAUGCCAGGUGGCGUUCAGCUACCUGCCCCAGAAUGAUGACGAGCUUGAGCUGAAAGUCGGUGACAUCAUAGAGGUGGUAGGAGAGGUGGAGGAAGGAUGGUGGGAAGGUGUUCUCAAUGGGAAGACUGGAAUGUUUCCUUCCAACUUCAUCAAGGAGCUGUCAGGGGAAUCAGAUGAACUUGGCAUUUCCCAGGAUGAGCAGAUGUCCAAGUCAAGCUUAAGGGAAACCACAGGCUCUGAGAGUGAUGGGGGUGACUCCAGCAGUACCAAGUCUGAAGGUGCCAACGGGACAAUGGCAACUGCGGCCAUCCAGCCCAAGAAAGUUAAGGGAGUGGGCUUUGGAGAUAUUUUCAAAGACAAGCCAAUCAAACUAAGACCAAGGUCCAUUGAAGUAGAAAACGACUUUCUGCCAGUAGAAAAGACUAUUGGGAAGAAAUUGCCUCCAGCUACAGUGACUCCAGACCCGUCGAAAACAGAAAUGGACAGCAGGACAAAGAGCAAAGAUUACUGCAAAGUAAUAUUUCCAUAUGAGGCACAGAAUGACGAUGAAUUGACAAUCAAAGAAGGAGAUAUAGUAACUCUCAUCAAUAAGGACUGCAUCGAUGUUGGCUGGUGGGAAGGAGAGCUCAAUGGCAGACGAGGCGUGUUCCCUGAUAACUUCGUGAAGUUACUUCCACCGGACUUUGACAAGGAGGGGAAUAGGCCCAAGAAACCACCACCUCCAUCUGCUCCUGUCAUCAAACAAGGUGCAGGUACAACAGAGAGAAAACAUGAACUUAAAAAGAUACCUCCUGAAAGACCAGAAACGCUGCCAAACAGAACAGAAGAAAAAGAAAGACCAGAGAGAGAGCCAAAACUGGACUUACAGAAGCCCUCCGUUCCUGCCAUCCCACCAAAAAAGCCUCGGCCACCUAAGACCAAUUCUCUCAACAGACCUAGUGCACUGCCCCCAAGAAGGCCAGAGCGACCAGUGGGCCCACUGACUCAUACCAGGGGUGACGGUCCAAAGAUUGAAUUGACGGGCAGUACGCUAGCCAGCAUCCUGGACAAGGAUCUCUCGGAUCGCAGCAAUGACAUUGACCUAGAAGGUUUUGACUCCGUGGUAUCCUCUACUGAGAAACUCAGUCACCCAACCACAAGCAGACCAAAAGCUACAGGGAGGCGGCCCCCAUCCCAGUCGCUCACAUCUUCCUCCCUUUCAAGCCCCGAUAUCUUUGACUCCCCAAGUCCCGAAGAAGAUAAAGAGGAACACAUUUCGCUUGCGCACAGAGGAGUAGACGUGUCAAAGAAGACUUCAAAGACUGUUACCAUAUCCCAAGUGUCUGACAACAAGGCAUCCCUGCCGCUCAAGCCAGGGACCAUGGCAGCAGGCGGCGGCGGACCAGCCUCUCUGUCCUCGGUGGCAUCCUCCCCACUGUCGUCCUCUUUGGGAACAGCUGGACACAGAGCCAACUCCCCAUCUCUGUUCAGCACAGAAGGAAAACCAAAGAUGGAGCCUGUAGCCAGCAGCCAGGCGGCUGUGGAGGAGCUAAGGACACAGGUCCGCGAGCUAAGGAGCAUCAUUGAGACCAUGAAGGACCAGCAGAAACGAGAGAUUAAGCAGUUACUGUCAGAGUUGGAUGAAGAGAAGAAAAUCCGGCUUCGGUUGCAGAUGGAAGUGAAUGACAUAAAGAAAGCUCUUCAAUCAAAAUGAAUACUUGAUAACUGAGAUGUCUCAUUAUUCAUCCUGAGUCCAAGACUCAAAUUUUCUGCCCCAGCCAAAAUAAUCUUGUGCCAAAAGAUUAAAGGUUUGCCUCAACAUGUCCCUGUUUGAAAGAUUAGCACAAAAGUCUUGAUAGCACAACACAAAUUCCAUCCAAGAGGAGAAUCUUCCCCAUGGUUUAGUCCUGGGUCUGGCACUGGUUGUGACUUAGAGCAAAUUGUGCUACAGGCUUUUCUACCUUGAGAUCUCAUGCGAAACGAAAACUCAGGCAGUUUAGUCCAUAGUGGUACUAUUUUGAUGAUAUUUUCCAUUAAUAAAAUGUAACUUCAGAUUAUUCGUUUACAAGCUUUAUAAUUUUAUGAGUUUUUAAUCAUGUUUUGUCACUGAUGCCCCUAGUGUUUGUACUACACCUAGUCAGAAGCGAGUGUCUUAUUCUUUGGCUUCAGGUGAAAGCUGCCUCGCUUUGUGUUCCCCUUUAGGAUUCUAUUACAUAUGCAAUUUUAGAUCCAACCCAUCCCUUCCCCUGCCAGCAGACCCCGCCACCCUAAGAGAAAUUUUAGCUUAUAUAUGAUGGUAUAUUUACAAAAAAAAAAAAAGAGAGAGAGAGAAAAUCUGGUAUUUGCAAUGAUCUGUGCCUUCUUUUUACCACCCUCUUGAUUGGAGCUUUUGUGAUGCAGCUACCAUGAUUCAAAAAAAGAAAAAAAGAAAAAAAAAAAAGUAAGAAAGAAAGAAAAAUCUGCCACUUAUCUAAGUCCACUAGAGGCCACUGUCUUCACAGCUUCUCUCACCCUAGCCAAAGGUCCUAAGAGGAGAUAGCUGAGAAGUUGGGCUCUGUGGUACCAGCUGUGACUUUUUCAGUUCCUCCUACUUUUAGGUUGUUCAUGAAACUAGAAAUGUCAUCCCUGCUUGAUUUUUCAUCAGCCAAGUUAAACCCCUGCUUCCUGUCCUUUGCACCUUUUGCGUGAACAGAAUAUGCAUUAUUAAAGCAAAAAUAAAUAAAAAUAAAAUGCAAAUGAAAACAAGGGGGGGGAAGUUGUAUUAUUUCCUGCACUGGGUUAUCUGUGUGUGUUAUUGUUUAAACUGUAUUCACAUAAUGUCAUUUGCCUUGCUCACUUGUAACCCCUUCCUCAAGUCCAAGAGAAUGGGAGGGAAGGUCUUGUUGAAGUAUAGCCAUUGGAUCUUUCUUGCAUUUAUGGAAUUGCUUUUUCCUUCCUAAGGAAAGUGACGUUUGCUUAUCUGCUUUAUCUUUGUAGCACAUGAACAGUUCAGCCUUAGAAUGUGUAACUGUUUUCUCAUCCUUAGCUGAAAAUAAGGGGCAUACUGCAUUGCACGAUUGUUCAGGGGUAGAGAUGGAGGAUGUGGUCCCUUAAUGGCCCCCAAAGAUGUUUGAUGUGUUUCUAAGCAGCUGCUUUGCCUAAUUCCUGAGUUUUAUAGUGAAACUACGAAACAUUAACAGAUUUUACAUAGCCGUGAUAAAUGCAAAUUGAUAACAGUGAAGGAAUGAUGCAAAAACUCACAUUAUUCAUCAUUGGAAGUAUAACACAUAAAUAUCUCUUCCUUUCUCUUUCUCUCUCCCUUCCCUUGCCUUGCUCUUCCCUGGAUACUCAUCCAUUCUGAUUGAGGCCAUUACUUUCCUCUCAGUAUUUACAAAGCCCCAAUGCCCUGGUCUUCCUGAGCGGGAAGGGACACAGUUAAGGAAAGGGAGUGUGUAAAGAAAGAAACCUCACACCCUUUAUUCCCAUGUCUGGAUAUAUUGCCUUUUUAGCAGUCUUGGUCUCAGUGUGCUCGCAGCCAGAAGCACCAAGUUUCUCACGGCAGCGUAAAACAUUCCUGUACCCCUUGACUGUUCUAAGCUUUUCUGCAUUAAACUUGAAGCCUUCAGAGAUUCCCCACCACCUAAUAUAAGAAAGAGGAUUGGGUUCUUCAAUGUUUGAAUUUUUCAUUUACUCAUCAAGAAAAUCCCUGAUGAUAUAGUUUUAUAUAAUGUGUAUACAGAAUAGGAAUGUUAGUAAUUAAAUUGAGAUGUUGGGGCACCCUCAUGGGGCACUAGCAACUUGGAAUGUAGAGAGCUGAUGUAUUCUCCUCACAGAGGCCAUUGGCUUCCUUUGUAUAAAGAGAGGGAGAAGCGAUUGUAGAAAGAGAAGUUGGCAUAUCCAGCUUCAUUACUGCCCCUUGGGCUAACGAGCAAGAGGAUUCUGCAUCAUGGAACUGGAUGAGCCACUGCCCCCACAGCCACCAUCUUUACUCUUGGCAAAAUGGACCCAUCAAGAAUAUUGAAAAGCUUGAAAGUAUCACUUUUGAAAAAAAAAAUUCUUUUGCAUUCAGCAUGGACUCAACCAAGCAUCUAUGGAGAUUAUUUUUUUGCUUCAUUUUCUAAAGUUGUAUUUAGAAAAGUCUUAAGUAUUGUGCUUUGUAAAAGAAGAUGAUUAAAAUGAAAUUUUGUGA